Messenger RNA from Pteronotus mesoamericanus, 4866 nucleotides. RefSeq names its product kinesin family member 14 (gene KIF14). The transcript has 29 exons. Gene Ontology annotation, biological process: microtubule-based movement. Gene Ontology annotation, molecular function: microtubule motor activity; ATP binding; microtubule binding. Bases 1 to 4866 code for a protein of 1621 amino acids. The record is from RefSeq and is a predicted model, not a curated record. NCBI's taxonomy places the organism in Eukaryota, Metazoa, Chordata, Mammalia, Chiroptera, Mormoopidae.
AUGUCAGUGCACGCGGCACGCGGUCGGAACAGCGGCGACACCCCCGGUGGCCCUUCUUUCCAGAAGGGCUCGUCCCCGAACGCCUGCAGCCUCAGGGGCAGCCUGAAGCCGCACUCAAGGCUGGAUGCGUCAGAGCGGGAGAACCGCGACCCGUCCUGGAGCCCUGCCAGGAGAAUCAGAGACAUAAACUGCACUUACGUUAUUUCUGCCGGUGAGCCCCCCGGGGACACGACCCCGGCCCCCAACCUUGCAGGCCGACCGACCCUUCAGAGAAGAGUCACAAGGAGCAAAGAACCGUCGUUGCUCGGAAAUGAGGCGGGAGGGUCACCUGAAAAAACGCCAGAGACCCGUCUUGUGUUGCAGCGUCGCACUCGAACAGGCCCUGUGGACAAGCAGGCAGCGGUGCGGGGCGCGGGCGCAGCUCUGCGGGAGAGUGGAGCCACCGUCAAGGCCGUUGGUGACGGAAGAGACGCUUUCGCUGCCUCUGCGGUGCCCGCAGCGGAAGGCGCAAAAGGCGCUGAACUGGUGGCGGAUGAAGAAUACAAAGACAUGUUUUCCAUCCUCGGGGGGGCGGGGGACAGUGUGGCCCUGCCGUACUUAAGUCACAGCACGCCCAUCCGUUCCCAGAGUCACACUGGGGCUGUUCGACCAGGACACUUGGCCACAAAACCCGCGCAGAGCACGUUGGACAUCAAGGGGCCGGGACCCGGAAACUGGCAUCAUAGAGGUGCCGGGAAGGAUACUGUGAAAAACACAAGUCCACUGGGAAGCUUAGAGAAAAGGACGCCCACCGCGCGUCCUGCAGAGCCCAAGCUGACCCCGCGCUGUGGCUCACUGCAGCUUAAGGGCCGGGCUGCGUCCGUCCGGAACACCGGCACGCCUGGCUCUCAGCUUCAACAGAAGCCAAAAGGCCCCCUUGUCGCAAGUCAAGGGGACAGGUCCCAAGAACACACACUUCCUCCCCAGGAAGAAACUGUGGUUCGGGGCAGCUCCACCCAAAGAGACCCCCCAAGAGCGGAGAGCAGCCAGGUGACGGUGGCCGUGCGCGUGAGGCCGUUCAGCAAGAGGGAGAGGGACGAGCACGCGUCCCAGGUGGUCUUCGUGGACGGGGAAGAAAUAGCCGUGAGACACCCGGACUCGAGGCACGUGUAUAGCUUUGCUUACGACGCCGUGUUCUGGUCCUUCGACGAGGCUCACCCCCGCUACGCCGGCCAGGCCGCGGUGUACGGGACCCUGGCGGCGCCCCUCCUCGCGCGCGCCCUGGAAGGCUACAACGCCUGCCUCUUUGCCUACGGGCAGACCGGCUCCGGGAAGUCCUACACGAUGAUGGGAUUUGGUGAAGAUCCAGGAGUCAUUCCAAGAUUCUGUGAAGACCUUUUUGCUCAAGUAGCCGCUACCCCAGAGGUUAGGUACCACUUUGAAAUGAGCUUCUUUGAAGUGUACAAUGAAAAAAUUCACGACCUCCUGGUUUGUAAAGGUGAAAGCGGGCAGGCAAAGCAACCGCUGCGCGUCAGGGAGCACCCCGUUUCCGGGCCCUAUGUCGAAGCUCUGACCGUGAAUGCCGUCAGCUCCUACUCUGAUGUCCAGGGCUGGCUGGAGCUGGGGGCCAAGCAGAGGGCCACGGCCGCCACGGGGAUGAACGACAAGAGCUCCCGGUCCCACGCGGUGCUGUCCCUGCGGAUGACGCGCGCCCAGACGGAGCGCGUGGACGGGGAGGAGCACGAGCACAGGGUGACCAGCCGCGUUGACCUCGUGGACCUGGCGGGCAGUGAGCGCUGCGGCCCGGCCGGGGCCUGCGGGCAGCAGCUCAGGGAGGGUGUGAGCAUCAACAAGUCCCUGCUGACGCUGGGCAAGGUGGUGUCUGCGCUGGCGGAACGCGGGGGGCGGAAGGGGGCGUUUGUCCCCUACCGCGAGUCGGUACUCACCUGGCUGUUGAAAGAGAGCCUGGGCGGCAACUCGAAGACGGCCAUGGUCGCCACGGUCAGCCCGGCCGCCAGCUGCCUGGAGGAGACCCUGAGCACGCUGCGCUACGCGCGCCAGGCGCGCAGCAUCGUCAACGUGGCGCGUGUGAACGAGGACGCGAGCGCGCAGCUCAUCCGAGACUUGAAAGCAGAAAUUGAAAAGCUGAAAGCUGCUCAGAGAAGCCGUCAGCAGGUUGACCCUGAACGAUACAGGCUCUGUCGGCAGGAAAUAACCUCGCUGAGAAUGAAGCUGCACCAGCAGGAGCGGGACAUGGCGGAGAUGCAGAGAGUGUGGAAAAAGAAAUUUGAAGAAGCUGAAAAAAGAAAGCAUCAGGAAAUAAAGGAGUUACAGAAAGCGGGAAUUGCCUUCCACGCGGACAGCCACUCGCCCAGCCUGGUCAACCUCAGCGCAGACCCCCAGCUGUCGGAGAUGCUGUUUUACGUGAUAAAAGAAGGCACCACCACGGUGGGCAAGAGCGGCCCCUCCUCCAGCCCCGACAUCCGGCUCUCGGGGGUGCUGGUGGCCGAGGACCACUGCACGAUCAGGAACGUCGGUGGGACCGUGAGCCUGGUCCCGGCGGGGGAGGCAGAGACCUACGUGAACGGCAACCUCGUCUCGGAACCCACGGUGCUGCACCAUGGUGACCGUCUGGUCCUCGGCGGAGACCACUAUUUCAGGUUCAGUCACCCGGCAGAAGCCCAGGCGGGGAAAAGGCCAACCGGGGCAGACGCCCCCAAGGGCGAGGGCCCGAAGGACUUUGAGUUCGCCAGGAACGAGCUGCUCGCAGCCCAGCGGUCGCAGCUAGAGGCCGAGGUGCGGGAGGCGCAGCUGCGAGCCAAGGAGGAGCUGCUGCGCGGCGCCCAGAUCGCCCAGGAGGUGGCCGCGCGCGAGCUCGCCGGCCAGCGGGCCGCCUACGAGCGCCGGAUCGAGGCCCUGGAGGCGCAGCUGAAAGAAGAGUCUCAAAGGAAGGAAGUGCAGGCGAUAAGUAACCAGAAAGCUGCUCACAGAAUCGAGGAACUGGAGAAGGCGAAGCAGCGCCUGGAGCAGGAAAUCCACGUCAACAGGAGGCGGCUGGAGGUGGAGGGUCUGGCUGCCAAGCAGGCUCUGGAGGACCACCGCAUCCGCCACACGAGAAUCCUGGAAGCCCUGGAAGCCGAGAAGCAGAAACUUGCCCGGGAAGUGCAAACGCUGCAGCAGCACCAGAGCAGCAGGGGUGAAGCUUCCGCAGCGCAGGCGACCUGGAGCGCCCUGAAGUUGUCGCUGAUGCUGCGGGAGGCCAACGCCGUCAGCAGCCGCCUCCACGGGCAGUACGUGUUUGGCAGGCACGAGCCGUCCGACGGAGGCUGCGGCGCCGAGGCCCGCGUCCGCGUGCACAACCUGCGUCUCGGCGUGUCCACCGUCUGGAGCCUGGACAAGUUCGAGUCGAAGCUCGCCGCGAUGAAGGAGCUUUAUGAGAGCGACUGCGGCAGCCGCAGCGAGAGCCUCUUCUGCGACCCCGAGGACGAGUGGGAGGCCGACCUGACCGGUGACCCCGUGUCUUCGUUGACCAAAAGGAGGAGCAGGGGCUUGGCACGGAACAGGAGGGUCUCCGGCUACCUGCGCGGCGUCCAGGCUCCGCCGGCUCACCCGGCGGUUUCUGUCGAAACAGGCCUCCUGGAGAAGCCGGGCUCCGCGUGCUCCAGCCCCACGGGCGCCCUCCUCCCCGGGAUCUGCAGAGACGUGAUCGGUGCGUCGCUGGCUCUUCUUGGAGAGAGUCACGCGGACCAGACGGCGGCCGACAGCCUGAUGGGCAGCCUCCUCGAAGUCCACCGAGGGCUGCUCGCCCUCUCCCAGGCUCACGCGGCUCAAGACGAGGACAGCCAGGAAGACCUGUUCUCUGCUGACCGGGCCACCCAGGCGCGUGCGGUCCAGCUCGCGUGGGCCUUUGGGCGGCUCGCUGUGCUCGUGGCGCACUGGCCGGGCGAGGCCGCUCCCUGCCCCAGCGCCGCCAGGCUGGGCGAGGAGCUGCGGCAGGAGGUGAAGGAGCUGGGCGGCUGCUUGCAGGUGUUUCUGCAGGGGUGCUGUUCAGAUAUCUCGUCGAUGGUGAAGGACGCGCAGGAGAGGGCCACCCACGUCACACGACAAGCUGUGAAGUUCGUGGGACAGCUGGCGGUUCUCACCGGGGACCGACUGCGUCCCCUGGAGGACAGUGGCAGUGUGAGCGCCGGCCACCAGGAGGACUUCGUGGGCGCCGUCGGGGCCGGCGUGCGCGCGGGGAUGCGGCUUCUCCUCGACUCGGGGCUGCAGCAGGCGGAGGAGCUGGGGCGCAGGCUGCAGCGGCAGCGCCCGCAGGGCCAGGUGGCCCGGCAGGCGAGCGCCCGCGCCCUGGCGUUCCUUGGCUCCCUGGAGCGCGCCUUCGCCGAGUGGAAAACGAAAAGUCCCGGGAUUCAAGCACAGGAGGAAAAUCCCGGGCGCGAAGAGGUGGAGAAGGUGGUUGCAUGCGCCUCGGAGUUCCUGAAGUUGAAGUGUCGCCUGGAGCAGACCGUCGAAGCCGUCCUCGCUGCCCUGGCAGGGUGUGGCGGCGACGUGGGCCGCCUCCGGACCUGCGUGGAGAGCAUCUGCAGCGCAGCCCGGAACGUGGCCCGGGACGUGGCUGGGGAGGCGGGCGCUGCCUCUGUGGCCGGCAGUGACCGGGACUGCGGGGACCUGGAAUCUGCGGCCCGCUCGCUCCUCCUCUGCUUCGAGUCCGAGGAGAGACCUGCCUCGCCGGAACCCAGGGGCCCGUGCCAUCCGGCCGGCAGAGAGGGGCCGCGGCUGUCCCAGGCCGGCAGGCUCAGGGGCGUCCCCAAGCGUGUCUACGAGCUGCCCGCCGGUGCCCCACGGAGCCCACAGGGCUGCAUGCCCAGCAGGACCCAGUGGGUGUGA